Molecule: messenger RNA, 2631 nt
Organism: Magnusiomyces paraingens
Lineage: Eukaryota; Fungi; Ascomycota; Dipodascomycetes; Dipodascales; Dipodascaceae
Exons: 3
Coding region: 1-2631 (876 amino acids)
Cellular component (GO): nucleoplasm; nucleolus
Source: RefSeq, a predicted model, not a curated record
AUGUCUAUGGAACAGCCGACAGCUAGGGAGGAGCUGAAAGAGACCAAUAAGUCCAAGGAAUCAGAGAAUGGUGAGGCACCGUCUCAAGUUGACGAGACCCCUAAGUCUAAUGAGCCCGUUGUAAAUGGUUCAAGCGAUGAAAAGGACGUUUCAGAAUUAUUAGAGAAACGAGAGAAUGAAAAGGUGGAUUCUGUUGCUCCAGAUGGAUCUCUCCAGGAAGUUCAAGAAGUCACCAAAGUGCCUACGGGAAUCCGCAUCACACGGUCCCGGACUGGCAACUCGACACCUCGUAAGGAUGAAUACAUUGAGUUGAUUCAACAAGAACCAAAACGACCAGCUAAGCGCCAAAAAGUAGCAGCCGAAAAAACUGCCAAAAAGCGUCAAACCAAAACGUCAACAUCAUCAACAACAACAACAACAACAUCAACAGCCAAUACAAAAAAGGAGGGAUCCGGCACAACACCUGCCGGGUCAGCAAAAACAGCAGAAACAAUUGCAUCUGGAAAUGACGCGCCUUCAAAAGCAUCUGGAGUAACUCCGAAGCGUAAGAUAACUGAAAAGACUGUUUCUACCCCUAAGCCCAAACCCAAAGGCUCUUCUUCUGCAACGUCUUUAUCGGCAUCAACUUCCAAAACAUCACCCGGAAUUUCAAUCAAGAAUGGAAAGCUAACAUUUACCCUCAAGCCCAUGAGCAACCCAGCAGUCGCCACCACUACCACCAACACCACCAACACUACCACCACAGCAGCAGCAACAACAACAACAACAACAACAACAGCAAAAUCUGCUACUUCUUCUAAAACAUCUAAAUCUACGGCAACACCUGUGACCGGAAUUAAAACAGUUAAUAAACCCAUGACUACAUCAACAAACAAGAAUUCCAAGACUCCUGUUGCCAACGGGGUCUCAUCUAAUACCAAUGCAGCUGCAGCUGCAACCUUUGGAUCUCCAAUUACGGCUGCUGUUACAGGUGCAGCUACCACUGUGGCAUCCUCCAAUCCCGAGGAACCUAAGAAGGAAAAACGCAAACUUCUCUACGCAGUUAAGCCACCCCAUUUCCGGCCGAUUGAAUCACAUCUGCCUCCAAAGAUUGUGUGGGCACGGUUGGCUGUACGCGACUUUAUCAUUCGCUUUGAAAAAAUCGAGCACAUUCCUGCGCGAUACUUUCAAGCUCUCAAUAAUGCUGGAGGCGAGUGGGACGACCGCUUGUACAAGUCAAUUGUUUUGAUGCUGUUUAAGAUUUUGUAUUACGACUCGGUGCAAAUUGUACCGUACAAGCUACAGCGUGAUUACAAAAAGGCUGUCGAGAAAACGCAAAACAAUUUACCCAAGAUCUUUGCGCUGUUGGAUGAGUUUUUGUAUCAAUCUGCGUUUAGUCCCUGUUUAAUUACACCGGCUGAAGAUCAGCAGCUGGGUGCAAAUUCGGCGGCCGCAGAUGGAGAAACAGAGACAGUUAUGAAUGCGCCGAUUGAUCCAGUUCCGAAGGAGACGCUGGGUAGUCCCGAGCUGGAUCGAGAGUACCGGCAUCUGGUGCUGCUUAGCAAGUUUAUUAUUUUGGCGAGUCAAACAGAGACAAUUCGGUCCAGUGUUGCGAGCAUUGGUGACGCGAUGAAGUUGGCACAAAAGACCUUAAACUCAGACAUUGAGAAGGCGGAAGCAACAUUUGACCGGCAGUUGCAAAAGAUCAAGGAGCAACGUAAGGAUCUACGGCCAAAUGUGGAGAACCAUUCGGAAAAGCCUAAGAAGGUGCAGCUUGCAGAGCUUGCGCAAAAGGAAGCAGUUCUGCGUCAGACUCGCAAUGCAAAGCAGUUUCGGGCACGGGAAACACAUUUUUUCGCUCAGCGACGGUUUUUGACGCGAACGCAGCCGCUAGGAAUGGACUACUUUGGCAACACGUAUUGGCACUUUCAGCAAAAGUCGCGGGACAUGACUGACUGGGGGUACUGGUUGAUAGUGGAGCGGAGCUCGAGCGUGGCCCAUUCUUUUGGGCUGCCGCAGUACUUGCCGAAACAAAUGCGAGCUGAAGAGGAGGUUGAGGAUACAGAGGGGAGUAAAAAUGGAGCAGCGGUUACUGGAGUAGCAGCUCCAGGAGCAGUUGCACCAACGACAGGGUCUACAGGAUCUGGGAACAAACGGAAAAGAGUGACAAGCAGCGGGGGGCAACUAUAUGAUGAAGAAGUGUUUGGGAAUGCGCACGGGCAGCUAUAUUACAUGAAGCUGACGAAAAGGGAGAUGGAGCAGCUGCUGAACUGGCUGGAGUACCAACGGCAAGUGCAUCUGAAACCAACGACGCGAACCAAGAAGCUGCUUGCUCGGGACUCGAGCGCGGAAACGUCACAAGAGGGGCUUGUGCGGUAUCUGAGGGCAUUGCAACCAUUUGCAUUAGAGGACGAGGAAGAAAAGGAAGAGGAAAAGAUUGAUGACAAGGUUGAUGAAAAGGUUGAUGAAAAGGUUGAUGAAAAGGUUGAGGAAAAGACUGAUGAGAAGGUUGAGGAAAAGAAAGAAUUUAAAGCAGAAGAAACUCCAAUAAGUGAGGUGAAGGAAGAAGUAAAAGAAGAGAAAGACGUUGAGAGACAGAUUGAAAUGGUUGCUCAAUUGGAAGAAGAUACACCGAUGGUUGACGUAUUUUAA